ACUAUCCAUUUUCAUUCAAUGCGUCCGCGCCGCGCGCCUCCAUUCCUCUCGAUUCCCUCCCUCCUUCCUUGUUCGAGGACCUCCGCGACCGUGGCCGAGGGAUUGAGGACGGAAAGCGAAAAUGAUGCUGACGCGGGCGUCGAUGGGGGUGAUGGAUGCGGCGGCGGUGGACGAGGUGGUGCGUCGCCUCGUCGAGGGCGGCCGCGGGGGCCGGCAGGUGCAGAUGUCCGAGGCCGAGAUCCGCCAGCUCUGCGUCGAGGCCAAACAGGUGCUGCUUUCGCAGCCCAACCUCCUCCGCAUCCACGCGCCCGUCAAGAUCUGCGGUGAUAUCCAUGGACAAUUUGUUGAUCUCUUGAGGCUCUUUGAUUUGGGUGGUUAUCCUCCAACUUCAACUUAUAUUUUCCUUGGAGACUAUGUGGAUAGAGGCAAACAAAGCUUAGAAACCAUAUGUCUGCUUCUGGCAUACAAGUUGAAGUACCCUGAUAAUAUAUACCUUUUAAGGGGAAACCAUGAAGAUGCAAAAAUUAACAGAGUUUAUGGUUUCUAUGAUGAAUGUAAAAGGAGAUUCAAUGUUCGACUAUGGAAGAUAUUCUGUGAUUGCUUCAACUGCUUGCCUAUGGCAGCACUUAUUGAUGACAAAAUAUUAUGCAUGCAUGGUGGCCUCUCACCUGAAUUGACUAGCUUGGAUCAAAUAAAAGAUAUUGAGAGGCCUACCGAAAUUCCAGACUAUGGUCUUCUGUGCGAUCUCCUUUGGUCUGAUCCCAGUCAUGAUACAGAAGGUUGGGGGGAGAGUGAUAGAGGUGUUUCUUGCACUUUUGGCGCAGAUAAGCUUGUUGAAUUUUUGGAGAAGAAUGAUCUUGACCUUGUGUGCAGAGCUCAUCAGGUGGUAGAAGAUGGCUACGAGUUCUUUGCAGAGAGAAGACUAGUGACCAUCUUUUCAGCUCCAAACUACUGUGGCGAAUUUGAUAAUGCAGGUGCUCUAUUGAGCAUAGAUGAAAGCUUGAUGUGUUCUUUUCAGAUCUUGAAACCAAAUGAAACAGGUGCACCACAUUCAAGGAAACCUCUUCCAAGCAAGGCACCAAAAGGAGAGAACGUCUAAUUUGUAUCCAGUGACCUAAUCACAAUCGAUGUCAGCUCGAAGGGGGCGAUCUCGUUGUCUCGGAUCCACCAGGGCAUGGCAUUAGCGUUCUACACUUGCUGAAUUUGUGUGGACUCAAUCGGCAGCGCUUACAUUCUUCUGUACAGCAGCAGUGUUUCUAACUUGGCAUAUCGUCCGUUCUGAUAGUGACAUUGCCACAGCUGCAAUAUUUUAGUCGGGUGGACAAGGCAUUUUGUUGGGUACAGUAGCUGUUGUUUUGUUAGCCUUUUUUUGGUAAUGUUUGUUUGGUUGAUUGAACGCUGUGAGUUUUGUUUGCCGCGUAUCUUCGUCAGGCUCGGGUAUUUACAUC
Messenger RNA from Zea mays, 1448 nucleotides. RefSeq names its product serine/threonine-protein phosphatase PP1. NCBI's taxonomy places the organism in Eukaryota, Viridiplantae, Streptophyta, Magnoliopsida, Poales, Poaceae. The record is from RefSeq and is marked provisional. Gene Ontology annotation, cellular component: nucleus; cytoplasm. Gene Ontology annotation, molecular function: protein serine/threonine phosphatase activity.